UUAUACCUUUAGUGCCAUAUCUAGACACACAGGAAGACGGCGGUCGGUCGUCGUCGUCGCGCGCUGUGUGGUGUUGUUUAAUAAAUAAUGAAAGCUACUUACUGCCGCCGUCGUCGUCUUCACCGCCAAACUUGCUGCUGCUUACUUUUGGAAUCUAAUCUCCGCUCAAGAUACCCGCAAUCGCUGUCAAGUGCAGCAGCAGCAGUUGGUGCGGCAAGUCCAAGUCCGUCCACGGCCUGACCUUGGGUGGAUGAAGAAGUGCUGCCACUCAGCGCUGGCUAAUCGUGGAUGAGACGAGACGAGUGUGUGCAACGCUUUCCCAACGAGACCACUUCGUAGAGUUGGUGUAGAGUGCCUUUCGACCAGUUAAGGAGAUCGCGGGGUUUGUUGUUUAUUAUCCGGCUUGGCUGGUCGUGCAAGAGUUGUUUUCGUACGUUGCGUCGAGUGGCGCGAUCAACUUUGAAUCAACUUGAUUCCAAUGUCGACGUUCUUCACCACCAACCGGCAUGGUUACAGCGUGCGGUUCUCGCCCUUCAACCCGGACCAGUUUGUGGUGGCGUCGAGCCAGUUCUACGGGCUGGCCGGCGGUGGCACGCUGUACUUCCUGGAGCUGGACGGUAGCGGUACGAUCGUGGAGAAGCGCACCCACCACUGGACGGACGGUCUGUUUGACGUGACCUGGUCCGAGUCGAACCAGGAGAUCGUGGUGUCCGGAUCGGGUGACGGCAGUGUCCAGCUGUGGAACACCGCCCUGAGCGCCAACAACGGUCCGCCGCAGAUGGUGUACCGCGAGCACAAGAAGGAGAUCUACAGCGUCGACUGGAGCAAGGUCCCGUACGAGCAGCUGUUUAUCAGCGCCAGCUGGGACAGCACCGUCAAAAUCUGGGACCCCAUCCGGAACCACUCGCUGAGCACGUACAUCGGUCACACCCAGCUGGUGUACAACGCGGUAUUUGCGGCGCACAUCCCGAACACGUUUGCCAGCGUUAGCGGCGAUGGAAUGCUCAAGAUUUGGGACAUUCUGUGCUACGAUCUGCCGAUUGCCAGCAUUAAGGCGCACGAGGGAGAGGUUCUGACCGUUGAUUGGUGCAAGCAUGACUCGAAUGUGCUAGCUACGGGCGCUUCGGACGGGUUGAUCCGGGUUUGGGACCUGCGCAACUUUGGCAUCCCGCUGGCGGAGCUCAAGGGAAACGAGUUUGCGGUGCGAAAAGUACAAUUUUCGCCCCACAGCCCAUCGGUGCUGGCCAGCGUUGGGUACGACUUCACUACGCGCAUCUGGGACUUUAAGAAGAGCAACGAGGCCCUCGAGACGAUCAAGCACCACUCGGAGUUCACCUACGGGUUGGACUGGAACCGGCGGCGCCAGAACCAGCUGGCCGAUUGCGGCUGGGACUCGCUCGUGCACGUAUUCAAGCCGGACUGUCUGGCGGACAAGAUUUAAGAAAUCUGGGCCGCAAGUUGGCAUUUGAAAGCAGCAACCAAAAAUGCAGAAACAAACUAUCCAGAUGUUUUAUUUGUACUCUGUAAAAGCGCGUGCGGGAGGGAGAAACGGGAAGUGGAUUUUAAAGAAAUUUAAAGAAAACUCAAAAGUCUAGAAAGGGGAAAAAAUAAGAAAAACCAAAUUGUGAUUUAGGAAGUAAGUAGUCUAAAACAGAACAAUUGGACAAAAACUAUUUUAGAAGCAAAGCACAUUAUCCUGGUGAGAUAGCGAGAAUAAAAAAGAGGUUUUGUAUAUCAUAAACAAUUGGCUAAUGUAAUAUGAACAAAUUUGAAGUAAACCGUAAAACAAAACAAAAACAAAUAUGGAUGUAUAUUGGUGUAGCGCUAAAUUUAAAACCCGUUCGUUAGGUUAAUGCAUGGGCAAAGGGGCAAGAAUUGAGGCAGAACGCGCGUUAAAGCGUUAGUUUAUAUUAAACUGUAAGCUCAUUGUUUUGAUCAUUGUAAUUUAUGUACUUCUAACUAUUAGUUCGCGAAAGCAUGGUUCGGAGAGUUAUGCAAGCUAUGAUUUCCUAGCAGUUCAGUUCAGGUCAUGGUGUCUUGUCAGUUUAGUGCAAAAAUUGGAAAUAAAAUUAAAUAUUUUAUACGUUUUGA
Molecule: messenger RNA, 2091 nt
Organism: Culex pipiens pallens (northern house mosquito)
Lineage: Eukaryota; Metazoa; Arthropoda; Insecta; Diptera; Culicidae
Gene: Pex7
Product: peroxisomal targeting signal 2 receptor
Exons: 4
Coding region: 479-1441 (320 amino acids)
Biological process (GO): protein import into peroxisome matrix
Cellular component (GO): cytosol; peroxisomal matrix
Molecular function (GO): protein binding
Source: RefSeq, a predicted model, not a curated record